This is a messenger RNA of Aspergillus terreus NIH2624, 1959 nucleotides long. RefSeq lists its product as uncharacterized. The record is from RefSeq and is a predicted model, not a curated record. Gene Ontology annotation, molecular function: acetoacetate-CoA ligase activity. The coding region runs from base 1 to 1959 and encodes 652 amino acids. Lineage: Eukaryota; Fungi; Ascomycota; Eurotiomycetes; Eurotiales; Aspergillaceae. Gene Ontology annotation, cellular component: cytosol. The transcript has 3 exons.
AUGACUAUGUCCAGCAACGGGACCAACGGUGUCAACGGCGUUGCCAAUGGCGCCAAUGGAUCCAGUACGGGUGCAAAGGAAUUGUGGCGACAUUCCGCCCCUCAGGAUACGCAGAUAUAUGAUUUUAUGAAGAAGGCCAACGAAAAGUACGGAUUGUCCCUGAACAAUUACAACGACCUGUGGCAGUGGAGUGUUUCGGAGCCCGCCAACUUCUGGGAACACGUUUGGAACUACACGCCUGUCAAGACUCAUAGUCAGUAUGACCAAGUCUUGGGCUCUGAUAGUCUUCUCUUUCCCAGGCCUAGCUUUUUUGAGGGAAGCAGACUCAACUUUGCAGAGAACCUUCUCUACCCAGCUAGCUCCCCGGAGGAAAGCGAUAUUGCGAUCAUCGCGGCUACAGAAGCUGACCGCGAGUACGUCUCUUGGGGGGAAUUGCGGGAACGCGUCCGGCGGUGCGCCAAUUCGCUGAAAGGAGCAGGCUUGCAGGCGGGUGACCGAGUAGCUGGGUUCCUGGGGAACCAUACUAACACCGUGGUUGCCAUGCUAGCGACAACGUCGAUAGGCGCUUUCUGGACGGGCGUGUCCCCGGACACAGGUGUUCACGCAGUACUGGAACGCCUGAAGCAAAUAGAGCCCAAGAUUCUCUUUGCUGAUAAUGCCUCCCUGUACAACGGCAAAGUUCACCCCACCGACAGUAAGAUCAGCCAAAUCGUUUCUGAACUGUCACGCCUGGAGUUGCUGGUCGUGUUCAAUACGGUCAAGUCGCAUAAGUUUUGCCUCGACGCAGUCACCCCAGUCCAGGGCAAAGCGUUGACGUAUGACGAAUUUCUCACUACUGGGAACCAGUCCGCGGCUCUGGAAUUCGCAAGCCUGGCACCGGAACAUCCUGUGUACAUCCUUUACUCUUCGGGCACCACAGGGGCUCCCAAGCCCAUCGUGCAUGGCUCUCUCGGGACAUUGCUGCAGCAUAAGAAAGAGCACGUGCUUCAUUGCGAUAUCCGCCCCGGCGAUCGUCUGUUCUACUUUACGACGGUGACUUGGAUGAUGUGGCAUUGGCUCGUCUCCGCCUUGGCCAGUGGUGCAACCAUCGUCUUGCCUGUUUCCUUGCAUUCGCUGAGAGCCAUUUUCAGUACCGGCUCGCCACUGGCCCCUUCUACGUUUGAAUAUGUUUAUUCUUCGAUCCAUCCUGAUAUCAUGCUUGGCUCAAUCACGGGCGGGACUGAUAUCCUGUCACUGUUCUGUGGUAGCUGCCCCAUCUUGCCGGUGUACAAGGGUGAGAUCCAGUGCCGUUGUCUAGGAAUGGCCGUAUCUGUGUAUGAUUACGCAGGCAACGACAUUAGCGCCUCUGAUGAACCGGGUGAUCUUGUCUGCACGAAGUCUUUCCCAGCACAGCCUGUGAUGUUUUGGCCACCGGGUCCUGUCGGAGCAGAGAAAUAUCGCAAGAGCUACUUCGAUGUUUUCGGGCCGUCCAUCUGGCAUCAUGGCGAUUUUGUCCGCCUGAACCCACAUACUAGGGGAGUUAUCAUGCUUGGGCGCAGUGACGGCGUUCUCAAGCCAGCAGGAGUCCGCUUUGGGAGCGCAGAGAUUUACAACGUUCUUCUGAAGCAUUUUGCCGAGGAAGUUGAAGACUCUCUCUGCAUUGGUCGCCGGCGAGACGGCGUUGACACGGAUGAGACAGUUGUCCUCUUCGUGAAACUCGCGUCAUCUGAUGGAUCUCCAGCGAGUAUGCCGUCCGACCUUGCGUACCGCAUCCAAACAACAAUACGUAAGGAGCUUAGCCCUCGUCAUGUCCCUGCUGUCGUCGACGCGUGCCCAGAAAUCCCGGUGACAUCCAACGGCAAGAAAGUCGAAAACGCUGUGAAGCAAAUCUUGUGUGGUCUGAACAUCAAGAUCGGUGCCAGUGUUGCUAAUGCUUCUUGUUUGGAGUGGUAUCGCACUUGGGCCGCUGAGCAUCCAUGA